CGUAUCAGCACGUGUCCUUCACCUUAGCUGAAACUGAUGCAACGCCGAAUCAGCUGUGAAACAUAUGUAAAAUUGUGAACAAAGUUCCUAAUAAUUGUGUAUUGAAAAGAAUAUUUUGGAAGUUUACUUAAUUUAUUGAAAAUGGCUGACGAAGAGAUGUUACCAUUUGACCCUAGUAUGAAGAAGAAGAAGAAGAAAAAGAAGACUGGUUUUGACCCUGAUGCUGUAGAAGAUGCACCAGCAGAGACUCCUGCCGAAGACACAGUUACAGAAGAGAAAGGAGGUGACACAGAACAAGUCCCAGAGAAACCAGUGGAUGAAGAAUUGUCCCUGGACUUUGGUGGUUUGAAGAAAAAGAAAAAGAAGAAAAAGAUGGACAUGGAUGAGUUGAAAGAAGCUUUACCAACAGACGGUACAGACGAGGUAGUAGAGGAUGGGGGAGGGGUACCCGAUAUAGGUGUAACAGACGCUGAUCUGUCUCUACCAAUGAAGAAGAAGAAAAAGAAAAAAGUCGAUUUUGAUGAAUUUAAACCAGAACCAGAUGGUGGGGAAGAAAGCUAUGAUGCAACUGAUGGUGAUAAGAAAUCAGGAAGUGCAAAGGGCAAGGCUUGGGUAGGAUCCGACAGAGAUUAUUCAUAUGACGAGUUGCUCACUAGAGUGUUUGACAUUAUACGAGAAAAGAAUCCGGAAAUGGUAACGGGAGAGAAGAAGAAGAUUGUUAUGAGACCUCCUCAAGUCCUCAGAGCAGGUGCUAGAAGAACCUCAUUUGCAAAUUUUGCUGAAAUUAGUAGAAUGUUGCACAGACAGUCAAAACACGUAUUAGCAUUUUUAUUAGCUGAAUUGGGUACCAGUGGUUCAGUAGAUGGAAACAAUCAGCUAAUUAUUAGAGGCAGAUUUAACCAAAAACAAAUAGAAAAUGUUUUAAGAAGAUAUAUUAAGGAAUAUGUAACUUGUCACACGUGUAAAUCUCCGGACACAUUACUACAGAAAGAGGAACGCUUGUUUUUCUUACAAUGUGAAACAUGUGGAUCCCGAUGUUCCGUCGCCAGCAUCAAGUCAGGUUUCCAGGCCGUCACAGGACGUAGGGCAGCCAUGCGUGCAAACGCACAGUAACUUCACAACAAGUGCUAAUAAAACUGUCUUAUUUAUAUGGAGAAGUUGCCAGAUGCAAAUUCUUGGUACGACUUGGCAGUACUUGUGUUAUCAUUACUGUCUGCAUUGGAGCAGUUGAUAAAAGCCACAAUUCUAUUGGCUAAAACAAAAGAUAAGGUCUAUGGAAAAUUUGUUUCCCAUUUGCUUUAUAUAAAAAACAAUAAUUUAAAAACAGUUUAGACUUUAAAAAUGAUCAAGAUUUCAAUCAUCAAUCAAAAGUUGGAGAAAAGGGAGGACACCAGUAAGGGUGGAGUUGAUCUGACAAGUUAUUUGUUUCAUGUAAUUUUGAAAGACGCUGCCUUUAUUUAAAUGUUAUGAAAUUUCUUCAUACCACGGUAAAGGAAUUUGUUCUGAAAUGAAUAAUAGGAAUUCAAUGUUUAGUAUUAACCAGAAGCUACAUCAUUUUCCAUACAUUUCAAAUUUGCCAUGGUAACAUUUUGUUCCGAUUUCUCUGGUUACAUUUUCAUUUGCCAUUAUUUACACCAUGCUUAAAAUAUAUUGGGCUGAAAGAACUGUUAUUUUGAUCCAUAGUUUUUGGCAGAAUUUUGAUGUGCUUUGAUAUUUAGUGUUUCAUUUUUGUCCUUGAAUUUAGGCUUAACAAUGUAAUAUAUCAUGUACUAAAUUGCAGUCACAGCAGAUUUCAGUGAUCUAUACAGUGUAAACCUGUAUAUUUUAUCUUAUUGUACUGAUCGAAAUGUGUUCCUUAACAAGUAUUUUUUGUUGUCAUCAAGUAGCUAACUCAAAAUAAAGCAUAUAAUCAAAUUUUAUUGUAACAUUUUAAAAAAUACAUCUGAAUAAGUGUUCUAAGACAUUCAUGCUAAAAAUGGCAGUUGAGGGACAUUUAAUAUCUUUUGUAUGUAUUGUUUGCUCUUGAAAAAUUUACAAGUUUUAUAGAGAUUGUAAACAUUCCUUCUGGAUCACUGUGAUUGUGUUUGACCCUAACUGAAGUUAACAUGCCUUUAAUAAGAUUUCUAAAUUGCUUGAAAUAAACUAAUUUUUGUCUUUUAAGUUACUGAUAUCAUUAAAUGAUAAAUCAGAGAGAUAGAUCAAUAUUGAAAUAAAGAAUGAAAACAUUACUGUAAUACUAUUAAAGUAUUUGAAAAGUAGUCAUUUUGAAGUGAUGUUAUGGCAGUAUGAAUCAUGAAGUUUGUCAGAUUCUUUUUUUCUUCUAUGGGAUAUAUGGUACUGGAAAUGUAUGUAUAUACUUGUAAAUACAUUUGUAUUAAAAUGUGAGAUCUCGAGAAAAA
Molecule: messenger RNA, 2399 nt
Organism: Mercenaria mercenaria
Lineage: Eukaryota; Metazoa; Mollusca; Bivalvia; Venerida; Veneridae
Product: eukaryotic translation initiation factor 2 subunit 2-like
Exons: 9
Coding region: 142-1113 (323 amino acids)
Biological process (GO): formation of cytoplasmic translation initiation complex; formation of translation preinitiation complex; translational initiation
Cellular component (GO): eukaryotic translation initiation factor 2 complex
Molecular function (GO): mRNA binding; translation initiation factor binding; translation initiation factor activity
Source: RefSeq, a predicted model, not a curated record